GCCAAGAUUCUCUCACAGCGUCACAAAACAUGGCGGAGAGGGACGCAGAAAUCGGGUUCAAAAAGGACACGGUAAGCAAACUCCUGUCGAGUUUCUUCAAGGAGGACAAAACCAGACUAGGUGGAGACGCUGUGCUGCUCAUGACAGAGAUGCUCAAAGUAUUUGUCCAAGAGGCCGCAGUAAGAUCACAGAAACAAGCCGAAUCUGAGGACUGUGACCAAGUAGACAUCGAGCACUUUGAAAAGAUCCUACCUCAGCUGCUGCUGGACUUCUAGCCCAGUGAUGCCACAAGAUGGAGCCAGAGUGUUUCCCACAUCCUCCUCCUUCAAUCAGACAAUUUCAGUUCCUGCACCUACAACUUUAGUUUUACUGAUGUUUAUAUUUUCUGUAUAACUGCAAUUUCAUAAUCACUUAAAUCUGAGAUUAAAUUAAGAUCCUCGUUCUGUAUU
This is a messenger RNA of Morone saxatilis (striped sea-bass), 449 nucleotides long. It is a transcript of the gene cenpx, whose product is annotated as centromere protein X. Bases 30 to 275 code for a protein of 81 amino acids. Gene Ontology annotation, biological process: kinetochore assembly; replication fork processing; resolution of meiotic recombination intermediates. NCBI's taxonomy places the organism in Eukaryota, Metazoa, Chordata, Actinopteri, Moronidae. The record is from RefSeq and is a predicted model, not a curated record. The transcript has 5 exons. Gene Ontology annotation, cellular component: FANCM-MHF complex; Fanconi anaemia nuclear complex. Gene Ontology annotation, molecular function: protein heterodimerization activity.